AUUUAAAUUAGGAAACCUUACAACGACUCAUCCAACGGUGAGCAGCUUCAUAGAAAGACGAACGUCGAGUCACAGGCCAGCGGCAGAAUUAUGACUCAGGACAGCCUGUAUCUGCCAAAGGACUUCCCAGAGUUGAAGAACGACUCGUUCCUACGUGCCGCGUGUGGCGAAGAGACCCAGCACGUGCCUGUGUGGUGCAUGAGGCAGGCGGGACGCUACCUGCCCGAAUUCCGCGAGACCAGGGCCGCCAAGGAUUUCUUUGAGACGUGUCGCUCGCCGGAGGCCUGCUGUGAGCUCACCUUGCAACCACUGAGACGGUUCCCGCUUGAUGCUGCCAUCAUCUUUUCUGACAUCUUGGUGGUCCCACAGGCUAUGGGGAUGGACGUCCAGAUGGUCCCUGGAAAGGGUCCCACGUUCCCAGAGCCCCUGAAGGAACCAGAUGACCUUCAGCGCCUGAGGGCCAAGGUGGACGUGGCCACUGAGUUAGACUAUGUUUUCAAGGCCAUCACGCUUACUCGGCAUAAGAUCGAGGGGAAGGUGCCACUGAUUGGCUUCACUGGUGCACCGUGGACCCUCAUGACCUACAUGAUUGAAGGGGGUGGCUCCACCACCCACUCCAAGGCCAAGCGUUGGCUUUACCUUUACCCUGAGGCCAGUCACAAGCUGCUGAAGCAGCUGACAGACAUCAUUGUCGAGUACCUGUUGGGACAGGUGGAAGCUGGGGCACAGGCUUUGCAGGUGUUUGAGUCCCAUACAGGCUGCUUGGGGCCUGCAGAGUUCAAGGAAUUCUCCCUGCCGUAUCUUCGUGAUAUUGCACGAAGAGUUAAGGACAAACUCAAGGAUUCAGGCUUGGACAAUGUACCCAUGAUUGUGUUUGCAAAGGAUGGUCACUACGCUUUGGAGGACCUCUCCGAGUCGCACUACGAGGUGAUGGGUCUGGACUGGACCAUUGACCCUCGGUCAGCAAGGGAGCGAACAGGAGGGAAAGUCAGCCUGCAGGGUAACAUGGACCCUUGUGCACUCUAUGCCCCCAAGGAGCAGAUUGGAGAGAUUGUGAAACGGAUGCUGGAAGGUUUUGGCACCCGCGGAUACAUUGCCAACCUGGGCCAUGGACUGUAUCCCGACAUGGAUCCGGAGCACGUGGGGGCCUUCGUGGAAGCCGUCCACACCCACUCCCAGCGGCUCCUCAAGCUCAAAUAAACUUCGUCCACACGAUCUCCACCAGACAGGUCAAAAACCCAUGUAGCUGCUGUUCACUCAGGUCAACAACCAAAAGCUCAUGCUUGCCAAGGGUGUGAUAAACCACUUGUUGGCAACACAGCAAGACUGUUUAGUGGAUGUAACUGACUAGUUGUCUUUAGAUUAUUCUGUGACACAAAUGAGAGCAAUAGCACAUUUCUGUCCUUCCCAGCAGUUUGGAGCAUUUAUUUGGUACAUCUUUUAAAAAAAAAAAAAAAAAAAAAGGCACCUUGAUACACUCAAGACUAACUGACAUUCUGCUCUAGUGUGAGUGAAAAAUGAGUGUGGCAUGUGUGCAUUGUAAAUUUUAUACUUACCAGAAUAAAUUAUUUUGGACAGGGUUGUUUUUUUUUUUUUUUUAAAAAAACAACUUGUAAAA
This is a messenger RNA of Scleropages formosus (Asian bonytongue), 1618 nucleotides long. It is a transcript of the gene urod, whose product is annotated as uroporphyrinogen decarboxylase. The transcript has 10 exons. Lineage: Eukaryota; Metazoa; Chordata; Actinopteri; Osteoglossiformes; Osteoglossidae. The record is from RefSeq and is a predicted model, not a curated record. Gene Ontology annotation, biological process: heme biosynthetic process. Gene Ontology annotation, cellular component: cytosol. The coding region runs from base 91 to 1200 and encodes 369 amino acids. Gene Ontology annotation, molecular function: uroporphyrinogen decarboxylase activity.